This is a messenger RNA of Drosophila ficusphila, 4550 nucleotides long. RefSeq names its product probable histone-lysine N-methyltransferase Mes-4 (gene NSD). Gene Ontology annotation, biological process: regulation of DNA-templated transcription. The coding region runs from base 84 to 4346 and encodes 1420 amino acids. The record is from RefSeq and is a predicted model, not a curated record. Gene Ontology annotation, cellular component: nucleus; chromatin. Gene Ontology annotation, molecular function: protein binding; histone H3K36 methyltransferase activity. NCBI's taxonomy places the organism in Eukaryota, Metazoa, Arthropoda, Insecta, Diptera, Drosophilidae. The transcript has 5 exons.
AGUUUUGGCGCACGCGAAGCUGUUCUUGGAAAUUGUUGGUUUUGUGUUUUAUUAAUAUUAGCGCAAUUGAAUUGGAUCGCACAAUGAAGCUGAGCACGGGUGCGCACUCGGAUGUCGAGGGCGAGGAUGCCCAUGGCCAUGUGAUGUGCAACUUAGCUUCCGAUCACCUAGCUACCAAUGCCAAUGAAGUGGUUGCGGGCAACGACGAGACGGUCGAAGAUGGAGGAACCUCGAAGGACGCCGUAAUAAGUACGCCAGUGAACCGACUGGUAGUGCCGAGUCCCACCCAAAACGCCGAAGAGCAGGAGUCCGAGGCGGAUGCGGAGAGCCAGCGGCAGACGCCAACACAAAAGCAGACUCGUCUACCCGUUGCAAACCGGAAACGCGAUCUUAUAAACUUGCAAUCUGCCCUGAGUCCCAAAUACAUUGGCUAUGCCAACGCCAACUCACCCACGCCUCUCUCCGACUCUGACGACACGGUUCGGACCACAAGGAGACGCGUAAACCAAGCCCUAAAUAACAGCAGCAGUACCAGCGAGACCUUGUCCCGCGACAAUGCAUCCCCAAGGACCACCGGGGCUGGAGGGGCAGGAUCAAGCGGCGGCUCUCAGCUGCUCAACAGCAAGAGAUAUAUGAGUCCCAUCGAGAAGCUGCUGAUUAAGAACGGCGCCAGUUCGCCCAACAGCACGGGGUUCGAGGCAGACGCCGAGGAGCUGGCACCUCGGCCAGCCGUUCGCAAGCAGCUCAAGCGCAAAAUGAAGCGUAUUAAUAAGUCAAAGAUGCCCAUUGAGCCGGAGGCAGAGCCCCAGGAAGAAAAGUCAGUAAAUAUAGAGCUAAUCAGUGAAGAAGCCCCCUUGCCAAUAGAACCCCCAAAAACAGAGAAUGAGACUACAACGAUUAAAAUCGAGACUGAGGCCGAGAAUGAUACGCCAAUAGAAGUUCCCGAAACGGUGGAGGACAGUGCCAGCUUAGAUGAAGAUGGCAAUCCAGGAGAACACAGUCCAGGAGUUGUCUCUGAUGAACCGAAAGACCUGAACAACAGUCCCGAACAAAUGACAUUUGCACUGCCAUUGUCCGCUUCCACAGAUAUGGACAUCAAAUAUUCCCCAGAUUUGACCGCCACUGCCCUGGCUAGUUCAGUAAAAUCUCCCUCCUCCGUGAGCAUAGACAGCGCCAAAGGCCUGUCCAUAGUCACAGAUCCAGGGUGGCCCACCUACCAAGUGGGUGAUCUGUUCUGGGGCAAGGUCUUUUCGUACUGCUUCUGGCCCUGCAUGGUGUGUCCAGAUCCUACUGGCCAGAUUGUGGGUAACAUGCCGAGCCAUCCGCAGCGCUCUUCCCUGGACAACGCCGCGGUGCCAAUUCAGGUGCAUGUGCGCUUUUUUGCGGACAACGGGCGUCGCAACUGGAUCAAGCCAGAGAACCUGCUGACCUUCGUCGGACUCGAGGCCUUCAAGGAGCUGCGAGAGGAGGUGCGCAUUAAGCACGGACCAAAAAGCGCCAAAUACCGUCAAAUGAUACCCAAGCGGCCGAAUGUUGCCAUUUGGCAUCAGGCCAUCGACGAAGCCCUGGUUAUGACACAGAUCCCGUACUCCGAUCGCCUCGAAAAAUUCUACCAGAUCUGCGAGAGUGUGGUCACACUCAAUAAACAAAAACGCAAACGAACCAAAUCUAUGAUGCAGGACACUUCGGAUGUUGGCAGCAGUCUUUACGACUCUACGGAUAAUUUGCACAACAAGCAAGCACCGCUGUUGGUGUCCGUGAAGCGAGAGCGCUCUGAGUCGCCCUUCAGCCCGGCUUUCUCGCCCGUGAAGAGCAAAAACGAAAAGCGGGCCAAGCGCCGUAAACUGAGCGGCGGCACUGAGGCGGAUACUGGGAGCACUGCCAUGACUGUAGUGACUCCUUCCCCUACCGAAACUGGCUUGGAAAAGAACCUUUCGCCGGAGGGCGUGAAUAUUUACGCCAACCCCGAGUUCGGGCAACUGUUUGACGCCGUCAAGGAAUACGUGAUGGUGCACCGGUCCGAGGAAAAGGUGGAGAAGGUUUUGCUUGCCGUGGUCAGCAAUAUCUGGUCGCUAAAGCAGAUCCAGUUGCGCGAACUCGAGCGUGACUUAGCUAGUGGUGAGAUGGAGCAGCCUUUGGGCUCUUCGGUGGUGGAGCGUGGGCGUGGCGCCGGGACAAUUAAAAGACUCUCAAACCGCCUAAAAACCAUGAUGAUUCGACGCAGCAUGACCCCCGUAGUGACGCCCAGUUCAACGCCGGUACCUUCGGAGCCAGAUCGACGUAUCUCCGAGGCGCCCAAGCCAAAAAAGACCUUUAACAGGCCCAUCGAGGAGGUGGUUGAGGACAUCUUGCAGCUGGACAGCAAGUACCUCUUCCGAGGGCUUAGCCGUGAGCCGAUCUGCAAGUACUGCUAUCAGGUGGGCUCCAACCUGCAGCGAUGCUCGCGCAGUUGCAACAGCUGGCUGCAUGCCGAUUGCCUGGAACGCAAGGAGAUGGGAAGCCGAAAGGCAGCCGUUAUUUCGCCCACAUCCAAGUCGCCCAGUCCGGACGACCAGCACGUAACAGCCGACGCGAAGGAGGUUGCUAUUGUGGCUACACUGACUUGUCAUGAGUGCAGUAUAGGCGAACCGGAGGGCUGUGUCAUCUGCCACCAGGUAGCGUCGCCGUCCACUGAUUUACCAGGAACUCCAAUCAAAAAGGAGGAUCCAGCACAAAUUGCUGUGGAGGAUAAACUCCUAACCUGCAGCCAACCACUGUGUGGCAAGCUGUUCCACGCAGGAUGCUGCAAGUAUUGGCCGCAGGCGAUCAGUAGCAGGAACUCGGCACGCUGCCCGCGUCACGUGUGCCACACGUGCGUCUCCAACGAUCCCAGCGGCAAGUUUCAGCAGCUGGGCAGCUCCAAGCUGGCCAAGUGUGUCCGAUGUCCAGCCACCUAUCAUCAGGACUCUCAUUGCAUUCCAGCUGGCACCCAGAUGCUGAACGCCACUCACAUAAUCUGUCCGCGCCACAACAUCGCCAAGGCGGAUGCUCACGUGAAUGUACUGUGGUGCUACAUCUGCGUGAAGGGCGGCGAACUAGUCUGCUGCGAAACGUGCCCCAUAGCCGUGCAUGCCCACUGCCGCAACAUUCCGAUCAAGAAUAACGAGAGCUACAUUUGCGAGGAGUGCGAGAGCGGCCGUUUGCCAUUGUACGGCGAAAUUGUGUGGGCCAAGUUUAACAACUUCCGCUGGUGGCCGGCCAUCAUCUUGCCGCCCACCGAGAUACCCAGCAACAUCCUCAAGAAAGCUCAUGGUGAGAAUGACUUCGUCGUCCGAUUCUUUGGCACCCACGAUCAUGGGUGGAUUUCGCGGCGCCGGGUUUACCUCUACAUCGAGGGAGACGCGGGCGACAGUCAGAAGACCAAGUCCCAGCUGUCCAGGAACUACACCACCGGAGUGGAAGAGGCCUCUCGCUUUCUGAAGAUCGUUAAGGCUCGGCGUCAAGAACAAGCCAUGGGACGCCAAAGUGCCGCUAAGCUCCAUCCGCCGCCAUACGUGAAAAUCAAGGCCAACAAGCCCGUGCCGCCUGUGCGGUUUACCCAGAAUCUCGAGGAUUUAAAUGUCUGCGGCUGCCAGCCGACCGAUGAACAUCCAUGCGGACCAGACUCAGGUUGCCUUAAUCGCAUGCUCUUCAAUGAGUGCAAUCCGAACUACUGCAAGGCUGGCAUUCGCUGUGAAAAUCAGAUGUUUGAGCUGCGUAAAUCACCGCGACUGGAGGUGGUGUACAUGAACGAGCGGGGAUUUGGACUUGUAAACCGCGAGCCCAUUGCCGAGGGAGAUUUCGUCAUCGAGUACGUGGGCGAGGUUAUUAAUCACGCCGAGUUUCAACGGCGCAUGGAGCAGAAGCAGCGGGACCGAGACGAGAACUUCUACUUUUUGGGCGUGGAGAAGGACUUUAUCAUCGAUGCGGGUCCGAAGGGCAAUUUGGCGCGUUUCAUGAACCAUUCGUGCGAGCCUAACUGCGCGACUCAGAAAUGGACUGUCAACUGCAUUCAUCGUGUAGGCUUGUUUGCUAUUAAGGACAUUCCAGUGAACUCGGAGCUCACCUUUAACUAUUUAUGGGAUGAUUUAAUGAACGACAGCAAGAAGGUCUGCUUCUGUGGCGCAACUCGGUGCUCCGGUGAGAUUGGUGGCAAGUUGAAGGAAGGAGUGACCAAGGAAACUGGUGCCAAGCUGAAGCAAAUACGUCGGAUAAAAAACUCCGGCGUUCGCAUCCAUAUUGCUCCUGAAAAAAAGGUCAAAAAGACUCCCAAAGUGAAGCACAUUAGUGCCGACGACGAGCCAAUAGAAGUCAAGCAGGAGCAAUAAAAUGGGCUCUUUAGAUAAAAACGAUUAUCUCUCAAUUAACCUAUGUCUUUAAAACUUUACAUGAUUGUUGUAUUAUAAAUUAAUAUUUUCAAAUUUACCUGCAUGUAUUUAUUUCUGAAUAGUUACGAAUGUGUUUAGAAGACAAUUAGUCUGCCGUUUGCUCCCCAAGCCGAUGUUAUUAAAAAUGAGAGUACACUUUUUUAA